Messenger RNA from Coffea eugenioides, 3268 nucleotides. RefSeq names its product serine/threonine-protein phosphatase 6 regulatory subunit 3-like. Lineage: Eukaryota; Viridiplantae; Streptophyta; Magnoliopsida; Gentianales; Rubiaceae. Bases 374 to 2923 code for a protein of 849 amino acids. The transcript is spliced from 19 exons. Gene Ontology annotation, molecular function: protein phosphatase regulator activity; protein phosphatase binding. The record is from RefSeq and is a predicted model, not a curated record.
CUCUCCGACUUUUGUACCAAAAAAUCGUCCCCUGCCUCCGCCUUUUCUAUCUCCUUCUCUCUCCUCCUUGGAUCUUUACGGCUGCGCUUUCCAUUUUUGAUCCGUCUUCAAAAUUUUUAUUCUUUACUACAAAUUAGGGUUUUAUAAUUACCGCCCUUUCUUUUUAUCUCGAAUCUUGAGCUCUGCUUCUCUCCUGUCUCUCUGUCUAGGGUUUUUACAGAUCUAGUAUUCGUUCUUCAGCUCUUCCUUUUUAGCUCAGAGCUUCUUCUACAUCCAUCUGUAUAUUUCUCUUUCUCCCUCUACCUAUACAGACAAAUACAAGUAUAUUUACACCUACUUGUUCUGUACGCCACCGGCGCCCACGGAUUUGAAUAUGUUUUGGAAGCUUACGGCUCUUUCUGCUUCUUCUCCUGUUGAAUCAGUGUUAGACAAGGAAAACUUCACGUUGGAAGAGCUUUUGGACGAAGAAGAGAUAAUCCAAGAAUGCAAAGCGCUAAACAGUCGGCUUAUAAAUUUUUUGAGAGAUAGAGCCCAGGUUGAGCAGUUGCUGCGGUAUGUUAUUGAAGAGCCUCCGGAAGAUGCUGACAGUAAGCGAACAUUCAAGUUCCCAUUCAUUGCUUGUGAGAUUUUUACAUGCGAAAUUGACGUUAUUUUAAAGACUCUGGUGGAGGAAGAAGAGUUGAUGGAUUUGCUCUUCUCGUUCCUGGAACCAAAUCGUCCUCAUAGUGCUUUGCUUGCUGGGUAUUUUAGCAAGGUUGUAAUUUGCCUCAUGUUGCGCAAGACUGUACCACUUAUGAAUUAUGUUCAGGCUCAUCAGGAUGUCUUCCGCCAGCUGGUUGAUUUGAUUGGCAUAACAUCCAUAAUGGAGGUUUUGGUACGACUUGUUGGCGCUGAUGAUCACAUCUACCCUAACUCCAUGGAUGUGAUGCAAUGGCUGGCAGACAGCAAUUUAUUGGAAAUGAUUGUCGAUAAAUUGAGUCCCUCUAGUCCUCCUGAGGUACACGCAAAUGCAGCUGAAACCCUUUGUGCUAUAACCAGAAAUGCACCGUCACCUUUGGCCACAAAAUUAUGUAGCCCAAGUUAUGUUGCAAGGAUUUUUAGUCAUGCACUUGAAGACUCGCAUUCAAAAUCAGCUCUUGUUCACUCACUGUCCGUCUGUAUAUCUUUACUGGACCCAAAAAGAUCAAUUCCGUCUCCUUUGACGUACUUAAUUCGAAGUCAGCAUGUAUUCGAGUCACCUAUACACGUAAAUCCUGAUACAGUUGGAGCUAUGCUGCCAAAACUUGUGGACCUGCUGAUGUUGUUAAAUGUGUCGUCUGAUGAGAAGAUCUUACCCACAACAUAUGGUGAAUUAAGACCACCUCUUGGGAAACAUCGCUUAAAGAUUGUAGAAUUCAUUGCUGUGUUACUGAAAACUGGAAAUGAAGUUGCAGAGAAGGAAUUGGUGAGCUCUGGGACUAUUAAAAGAAUCCUUGACCUCUUUUUUGAGUAUCCCUUCAACAAUGCAUUGCAUCAUCAUGCAGAGAGUAUAAUUUAUUCAUGUCUGGAUAGCAAAAGCAAUGCAAUAAUUGACCAUCUUUUCCAAGAAUGUAAUUUGAUUGGAAGAUUUCUUCAAGCGGAUAAGUUUCCUACUGUCACUGGUGAUCUUAGUCUGCCUAGUGUACCUGCUGGUGGAAGACAGGCUCCUCGGGCAGGAUUUAUUGGACACAUAACACGCAUAUCUAAUAAAAUUGUACAAUUGGGAAGCAACGAGUCAUCCAUUGGAACACAUCUUCAGGAGAAUAACGAGUGGAAUGAGUGGCAGUCUUCAGUCUUGCAGGAGCGCAACAUAGUUGAAAAUGUGUACCGAUGGGCUUGCGGCCGGCCGACUGCAUUGCAAGACAGGACAAGGGAUAGUGAUGAGGAAGAUGUUCAUGGCAGGGAUUAUGAUGUUGCAGCAUUAGCAAAUAAUCUCAGCCAAGCAUUCAGAUAUACCAUAUAUGAUAAUGAUGAUGCUGAAGAGGGCCAUGGAGCUCUUGAUCGAGAUGACGAGGAUGUCUACUUUGAUGAUGAAUCUGCUGAAGUUGUGAUAUCGUCCCUGAGACUGGGCGAUGACCAGGGAAGUCUGUUCACAAAUUCCAACUGGUUUGCUUUCCAAGAUGAUAGAGCUGGUGAUGCACCUAUGAGCACCUCAGCAACUGAGAUGAUGGAUGAGAUUAACUUGAAUGGAACAUCCAAUUGUGGUAACAGCAGUAGUGAUGAUGAAGUGGUGGUUGGAGAGGACGAUGAAUUGGCUGAUGGUAAAAAUUCUGCAAGUGGUACAUCCAGUUCUAGUAAUGGUAUCCUCAAUGGGUUUAGUGGAGAAAAUUCGGUAAAUGAGGGGGAUGAGAAGGAGAAGACAGGUGCUUCUGGUGACAUGGGUUUCUUCCGAUUUGAGUCACCAGACAAUGACGAUCUCUUUGGUGACAGGCCAAUACCUGACUGGGUGGCAUGGGGUGAGGCAUCAGAUUUCCAAGUUAGUGGAUCAAGUGUAAACCCUUUUGAUGAUCAGAGCAACUCUGACAUUGUCCCUAAAACAGUGGAGCCAGUGGUGACCCCCGUUAGUUCAUCUUCAAGUGGAGACUGUGUAUCCAACGGUACUACCUCCCCUUCUGCAGAUUCUAGCGGCAGUUCAUCUGGAUCUGAUUCAAGUCAAAAGGCCGUGUCAGUACCCUCUUUGUUUGAAGAGGAUGUUGAAUUUGUAGGUGUAGAGUUAGAAGGGACAGAGAAGGCAAUGGAGCAGGCUCUCAAGGAGGGGAUUGUUGGGGAAGCAGGUCCAUUGAAGAGGACCAUAGCUCCCAAAGUGCCAGAAAAGGAGAAUCCAGAUGAUGAUGGAGUUGGUGUAAAGGAAUAUAACGAUGCAAACUACUGGAGAGUUGAUCAAGAGGUUGCAGUGUUGGAGUAACUCUGGCGUGAUCUCUUUGUGUGGAAAGUUUGAAUCUGAGAGCUGAUGGUUGGGGUUGGGGAUCCCAUACCUAGAUUGGGGUUGGUUUCUUAUGCUGCGGGAUAUGAUGUACAGUAUAUUUUUGUUUCAACUGAGAAUUAUGACGCUAGGCUACAUAGUUAUUAGUGAUUAUUUAUUGUUAUAUUUCUUGUCUAUUUCAAUUUCGGUUGAAUAUUUCUGAGUUUUAUUCUCAUCAUAAUUUUGCGGAAUUUACUCUGGCGGCAGCUAAGCGUCCAGUCAUUUGCCAAUCAGCCGCCGUGUAAUAUGGACGUGGAAUUUUAUUUGUCGACCUGCUCUUUGCAUCCU